Messenger RNA from Drepanopeziza brunnea f. sp. 'multigermtubi' MB_m1, 342 nucleotides. RefSeq lists its product as uncharacterized. Gene Ontology annotation, molecular function: ubiquitin protein ligase activity; zinc ion binding; cullin family protein binding. Lineage: Eukaryota; Fungi; Ascomycota; Leotiomycetes; Helotiales; Drepanopezizaceae. Gene Ontology annotation, cellular component: nucleus; anaphase-promoting complex. Gene Ontology annotation, biological process: protein ubiquitination; anaphase-promoting complex-dependent catabolic process; positive regulation of mitotic metaphase/anaphase transition. The record is from RefSeq and is a predicted model, not a curated record.
AUGAAAGUCAGGAUCACCAAGUGGAAUGCCGUCGCAACGUGGCGAUGGGACAUCCCCGACGACGACGUCUGCGGCAUCUGCCAAGUCCAUUUCGACGGCACUUGUCCGACGUGCAAAUACCCGGGAGAUGACUGCAGCUUGCUCUCAGGCAAAUGCGGCCACAAUUUCCAUAUGCACUGCAUCGUCGAGUGGAUUAAGCAAGACUCCUCCAAGGGCCAAUGUCCAAUGUGCAGACAGAAGUUCGAGUGGACCGAUACUUCCACCAAGAACCCCAGAGGCUCUCACAGCCCCGAAGCACCCGACGGUUCGACGAGCCCGGAAAGUCCACUAGGAUUGGGAUAG